This is a messenger RNA of Prorocentrum cordatum, 2274 nucleotides long. NCBI's taxonomy places the organism in Eukaryota, Dinophyceae, Prorocentrales, Prorocentraceae. The record is from the annotation of a GenBank genome assembly.
CUCGAGAGGACCUGAGGACACUUCAAUUCGUGUCUCAGAACACGGUGGCGGAUAUCAGGGCGACAUCAUCAAUUCCCUGAUCGGGGCGGAUCGUGGUAAAUUCCAGACAGAUCUACAUUUCUUCAUCGCGCUUUCCAUUGUUACAUCCAUAUUCGGUUCUGUACAGGGGUUGACAGCGAUGACCGUGUCCCGGUUGCUCGUCCUGAGACUGCGGAAGCAGAUGUUUGAAAAUCUGCUCGUGCAGGACAUCGCCCUCUAUGAUGGCAUUAUGGUUGGUCAGCUCACUAGCCGGAUGACGAGCGACGUCGCGCAGCUAACACAGCCGAUUUCGCAGUUCUUGACCAUGUUCCUAUCCGGAAUGGUGCAGCUAACGGGUGCAACGGUUAUGUGCAUACAUACAUCUUGGAAAUUGACGUUGUUGGCUGCCACCAUGUUGGGCCCAGUGAUGUAUCUUACAACAGUCUACGCGACUUGGAGCCAGGGCGUAAACACACUCAUCAUGUCAGCGAUGGGGGAUUGCACCGCUGUUGCCACCGAGGCCCUCCGGAAUAUCAGGACCGUGCGGUCUUUCGGUGCUGACCAGGUCGAGCGAAAUACUUAUAACUCCAACAUCGACCUUUGUUGGAAGUGGAUGUUAAAGGAUUCAUUCGCAUCCGCUGGCGUUACAGCGACCACCUACUGUCUGAGUUUUGCCACCGGGGUGUUGAUAUAUUGGUACGGAGGCAAUGCCAUUCUUGAUGGUAGCGACAUGCAGCUCAACAUAGGGAACCUUGUCACAUUCAACCUCUACUGGCAGAUGAUGCAAACCUCUGUAAGGCAGAUGAACAGCAUGUUGAGCACUCUGAUCGUUUCUGCCUCUUCUGGCAAGCGUGUCUUCGAGAUCAUCGACACGUCGCCAGACAUCCCGCUGGACGACCCCGCAGCCCUCCAGCUAGGCCACACGCUGCCAGACAUUGUCUUCGAGAACGUGAAGUUCACAUACCAGAUGCGCCCAGAUUCGCUGGUGUUCGGCUCCGUCAGCUUCUCGAUCCCGGCCGGCAAGACAGUGGCCCUGGUGGGCAAGAGCGGUGCGGGGAAGACGACCUGCGUCAGCCUGCUGCUCCGGUUCUACGACCCGCAGGGCGGCAGCAUCCUGGUCGGCGGCCACCGCCUCCAGGAGCUCAACCUGCGCGCGUGGCAGCGCCGGAUCGGCGUGGUCAGCCAGGAGACCCAGGUCUUCGCCCGCUCGGUGCGGGAGAACCUCUCCUACGGCCUCUCGUCCGAGGAAUACUCGGACGCGUCGAUGGAGGAGGCUGCGCGGGCUGCCAACAUCCACGACUUCAUCCUGAGCAUGGACCAGGGCUACGACUCCAUGCUGGGCGAGGGCGGCAGCCGCCUGAGCGGCGGGCAGAAGCAGCGGCUGGCCAUCGCGCGCGCCAUCCUGCGCGGGCCGCAGCUCCUGCUGCUGGACGAGGCCACGAGCGCGCUGGACUCGGAGAACGAGCGGCAGAUCCAGGGCGCCAUAGACCAGAUGGUGGAGCGCAUGCAGGGGAACUGCAGCGUGGUCCUCAUCGCGCACAGGCUGUCCACCGUGAUCAACGCCAGCAAGAUCAUAGUCUUACACGAGGGGUGCAAGCUCGAGGAGGGCACGCACGACGAGCUCCUGCGCAACGACAAGGUAUACGCGAAGCUGGUGCGGAAGCAGCUCGCAAAGGAGCAGCAGGAGCUCCAACAGGACAAGAAGGACAGCGACAGCGAGGACGAGGACGGCAAAGGCGGCAAGAAAGGGAAGAAAGGCAAGAGCAAGGGUUCCAGCGCGGGGACCGGGCUCGCGACGGAGUGGCAGGAGCUCCGGCAGGACAAGAAGGACAGGGACAAUGAGAACGGCAAGAUGGGCAAGAGCAAGGGCUACAGCGCAGGGACCGAGGUCGCGAAGAAGGAGCAGCAUGAGCUCCAGCAGGAUAAGACGGACAAUGACAGCGAGAACGGCUGGAAGGGCAAGGGAAAGGGAUCCGGCGCAGGGACCGAAUCCACGACGGAGCCGCAGGAGCGCCAGCAGGAGAAGAAGGACAGUGACGGCGACGGCGAGGACGAGAAAGGCAAGGGUGGCAAGAACGGCAAGGGCAGCAAGAAGGGCAAGCACAAGGGCUCCCCCCCAGGGGCCGGCAAGGGAAAGGACGAGGCCGAAGGAGGCGGCAGCCUCUGGUAGUAGCACCGGCUUCGGCUCCGCCCCCUUCUCCGCGUGCGCGGGCUCCGUAAGCGAGCCCGCCCGUGCAGCAGAGUGGAGGGAAGGGG